AUGUCAACAUUUCCUCUACAAGAGCAAAACAAAACACAAAAUUUUGAAUGUUCAAUCUCGAAAAUUGGAGGAGAAUGGUGUUUUAUUCCACCUAAUACUAUUAUUGAAGAAAUUCAAAAAGAAGUUUCACGAUAUUCAAAUCCUAAACAAUCACAAAUUAAAUCUAUAUUUAAUAGUUUUUAUCCAAAACAUAUUCAACCACUUACAUUGAAUAUACAAUUACAUAUUGCAUAUGAAAUAUUAAGAAGACAUUUAAGUUUUAAGAUGAUUGGAAUUAUGAUUAUUUUAAAAAAUGGAAAUAAAAUUGAUGAAAGACAUAUUGAAGAUAUUGGAUUAAUUUUAGAUAAUCAUUUACAUGACCAUACAUCUAUUGAAUGUAUAUCUACUAAAUUAUUAUAUGAAUUAAUUGUUGCACGACCAAAUAUUUUUCUUUCAAAAUUAGAAAGUUGGAAGAAUAAAAGUAAUUGUCCAUGUAGAAUGAGAGCAUGUUGUAGUACAUUUACAAAAUAUUGUAAAGAAAAACAAGGGGAUCAAAUAUGGGAAGUUUGUAGUUCAUGUAUUAAAGUAAAUGAAAGAUUUGUUCAAUUAGGUGUUGGAUGUUCUCUAAAAGAAUUAUGUAAUGUAGAUGAAAAUAAAGUGAUUGAAUUUAUUAAGAAAUAUGUUCAAUUUUUUAGUAGAGAUGGAUUAAAAUAUGCAGUUGAAAAAAUAAAAGAUCUUUCUAUUAAAAGAGAUUUACUUAAUUUGUCUCGUAGUAAACAAAAUGGGAUUGGAGAAUAUGUUAAUGGUAGUAACAAAGUAUCAGAGGAUAUAGUUUCAAAUUAA
Entamoeba dispar SAW760 is the source of this 822-nucleotide messenger RNA. RefSeq lists its product as uncharacterized. NCBI's taxonomy places the organism in Eukaryota, Evosea, Mastigamoebida, Endamoebidae. The coding region runs from base 1 to 822 and encodes 273 amino acids. The record is from RefSeq and is a predicted model, not a curated record. The transcript has a single exon.